Messenger RNA from Sesamum indicum (sesame), 1039 nucleotides. Its product is annotated as leucine-rich repeat protein 2. The record is from RefSeq and is a predicted model, not a curated record. NCBI's taxonomy places the organism in Eukaryota, Viridiplantae, Streptophyta, Magnoliopsida, Lamiales, Pedaliaceae.
AUCACUGUUCCUACAUUACACUACACUGCACAACACCUCAUUCUCUUCUUCUCUCCUUUCUUCUUUCUUUACACAUAUUUCUCCACUCCUCCAUUUUCAUUCUCUCUCUCUAAAAUGACUUUUCCUUCUCUCCUCUCUUUUCUGCUCCCCCUUCUCCUUUCCUUCUCUUCUUCAUUCUCCACAAAUUCUGAAGGAAACGCGUUACAUGCUUUGAGGACCAGACUUUCAGACCCCACCAAUGUUCUGCAGAGCUGGGAUCCCACUCUCGUCAAUCCUUGUACCUGGUUUCAUGUUACCUGCGACUCUAAUUACCGUGUUGUUCGCUUGGACUUGGGCAAUUCCAAUAUUUCUGGGACUUUAGGUCCGGAGCUAGGCGAACUAAAGCACCUUCAGUAUUUGGAGCUCUACAGAAACAAUAUUGGAGGGAGAAUCCCAAAGGAAUUGGGCAAUUUGGGAAAACUAGUCAGCAUGGAUCUGUAUGGAAACAAAUUCAGGGGGAAUAUUCCCAAGUCUUUUGCUAACUUAAAGUCUCUUAGGUUUCUGCGGUUAAAUGAUAACAAGUUAACUGGAUCAAUUCCAAGGGAACUCACCACUCUACCAAACCUCAAAGUUUUCGAUGUCUCCAAUAAUGAUCUUUGUGGGACUAUACCGGUUGAUGGCCCCUUUGGAAUUUUUCCCAUGGACAGUUUUAGGAACAACAGGCUUAACGGUCCAGAGUUGAAAGGGUUGGCGCUCUACGACUUCGGAUGCUAAUUAAGGAGGUCUACAGAAUACUUGCUCAGUUCAAGACAACUUGCAUAAGAAAGAAUAUAGGAUCAAAUAGCUAACAUUAAUUUAUAUUUCUGUCCUUUCAUUACCUAUUGUAACCGCUUGAAGUAGAGACUAUGCAUUCAUAAACAGCUUCACGGAGAGUUUUGAGCUCAAUACUGUGUACUGCUUUUAACAUAAACGUGGAACGAAGAUGAAGAUGAUUGGUGUCUGAAGUAUAAUUUAUAUGAAAAGCAAAUGGAGGAAGGUUUCCUCUGUCGUUUAGGCUCUA